This is a messenger RNA of Osmerus eperlanus (European smelt), 2339 nucleotides long. Its product is annotated as guanine nucleotide-binding protein G(i) subunit alpha-3-like. The transcript has 8 exons. NCBI's taxonomy places the organism in Eukaryota, Metazoa, Chordata, Actinopteri, Osmeriformes, Osmeridae. Bases 398 to 1462 code for a protein of 354 amino acids. The record is from RefSeq and is a predicted model, not a curated record. Gene Ontology annotation, molecular function: GTP binding; G-protein beta/gamma-subunit complex binding; GTPase activity. Gene Ontology annotation, cellular component: heterotrimeric G-protein complex. Gene Ontology annotation, biological process: adenylate cyclase-modulating G protein-coupled receptor signaling pathway.
AGCUGUCACUUGCUACAUAUAAAAGUUUGUUAGAUAGCCAAUAUAGCCCUAACGUUAACGCCGUUGCUACGUUUUGCUUGGGUGCCUUGCUGCCUGGCCAACGCCUUUUUUCCUUUCCUCAUUCUCUUCAUAGCACAUCUCUACAGUAUUGGAAAUGCGUCGUAACCAGCGUCAGUGACUUCACAUCACAUGGACAAUUCUCUCUUUUUUUGAGGAUUAAAGAACUGUUCAAUGCGCAAAAUGUGCUGAUAGUUUAAUCGGUUAAAGAAUGCAGAUUCAUUCAUUUCACUGAGAGAAAAUAAAUCCAUUCGAAACCGAAUAUUUUCCCCAAGGCUUGACAAGACCGAAAUUGUUGUAUACCAGUGUAUCCUUGGGUUAUCAGAUUUCUAGAUUCAAGAUGGGUUGUACGAUCAGCGCCGAGGAUAAAGCAGCCAUGGAAAGGAGUAAAAUGAUAGAUCGUAACCUACGAGAAGCUGGGGAAAAGGCGUCAAGUGAAGUCAAACUGUUGCUCCUCGGUGCUGGUGAGUCUGGAAAGAGUACCAUAGUGAAACAGAUGAAGAUCAUCCAUGAGGAUGGAUACUCUCAGGAAGAGUGCAGCCAGUACAGGGUGGUGGUCUACAGCAACACUAUCCAGUCCAUCAUCGCUAUUAUCAGGGCAAUGGGGAGGCUGACCAUAGACUUUGAGAACUCAGCACGAUCAGAUGAUGCCCGUCAGCUCUUUGCACUGGCCAGCUCUGCAGAGGAAGGAGUCAUGACCCCUGACUUGGCAGGGAUCAUCAGUAGGCUAUGGCAGGACGGUGGUGUCCAGACGUGCUUUAACAGGUCCAGAGAGUACCAGCUCAACGACUCCGCCUCCUAUUACCUGAACGACCUGGACAGGAUAUCACAACAGAACUACAUCCCUACUCAGCAGGACGUCCUCCGGACCAGAGUGAAGACCACAGGCAUAGUGGAGACACACUUCACGUUCAAAGACUUGUACUUUAAGAUGUUCGACGUGGGCGGCCAGCGGUCCGAGAGGAAGAAGUGGAUCCACUGCUUCGAGGGAGUCACGGCCAUCAUCUUCUGUGUGGCGCUCAGUGACUAUGACCUGGUCCUGGCCGAGGACGAGGAGAUGAACCGUAUGCACGAGAGCAUGAAGCUGUUUGACUCCAUCUGCAACAACAAGUGGUUUACAUACACCUCCAUCAUCCUGUUCCUCAACAAGAAGGACCUGUUUGAGGACAAGAUCCAUAAAAGCCCACUCACCAUCUGCUACCCUGAAUACUCAGGUGAAAACACGUACAAGGAUGCCUCUGUUUAUAUCCAGUGUCAGUUUGAGGACAUGAACAAGAAGAAGGACUCCAAGGAGAUCUACACCCACUUCACCUGCGCCACCGACACCAAGAACGUGCAGUUUGUCUUCGACGCCGUCACCGACGUCAUCAUCAAGAACAACCUGAAGGAGGUGGGUCUGUACUGACACCGCUGCACCUGGCUGGAAUAUUCUGUUGUUAGAAACAUCUUGCUAUGCAUUUGCAUGGACAGUAUGAAGCCCGACUCGCUUAAAACAAGUUUGACUCUAUGAUAGUUUCCAUAAAGUGUUACUUGAAAACACUUAAACAUUAUAAACAUGAUGGACUUGCAGCGUUCCAAAUUGUUAGUUGUAGACCAACUUCAAACUGUGUCACCUGUAUGUGGAUCCGGCUUUCACCUGUCAUUAUAACUCAUUGGGGGAGGCUAGCAUCAGAGCUAGAGAAGAUAUUUGCUAGACAAAGGAAAGAGGAUGUGUCAAACCUUUUGUGGUCCUGCAGGCCUUGUAAAUUUGGCUGUCGUGGAUUUCUUUGUCUUAUCUUUCUGAUUUAUAUGCAAUGCAAAUUUAGUUAAAAUGGCACUUUCCUGACUAUUAUUUUCCAUGUAUGUAAGGGAAUACCACAGGUGUUCCCAAACCUCCAUUUCAAGCGUUGAAUCCAUUACAAGUAUUAUGUUUUCUAUGAAACUUAAAGGUGCUACACAGACAAUAUACUUGCGAAAUACUUAAGUAUUCUCUAAUCUUAACUGUGGUCCUAAAUAAAAUUUGAUUUGUUCAAACAUAAUACCAAACAAUACAAAAAGCUUUUCUGCCCUGGUCAGCCAUCUUAUUAUCCUUAGUAUUAACAAUUUGGUGCACAUUGGCUGUCAUUAUCUGUGUAUAAUAUUCUAUCUACAAAAACAAUACUCCCCUCCCACGCAGAAGGGCAGAAAUUGCUCUUUGAGUGCAACUGAGAAAGAAUGUACUUGUUACUGCUGAUCAGACCCCUACACUUUUCUCUAAAACACAAAACAACUGAGACGUAAGAUUCAACAGACAUUUACUGAUU